Messenger RNA from Brachypodium distachyon (stiff brome), 3855 nucleotides. RefSeq names its product BTB/POZ domain-containing protein At1g30440. Lineage: Eukaryota; Viridiplantae; Streptophyta; Magnoliopsida; Poales; Poaceae. The record is from RefSeq and is a predicted model, not a curated record. Bases 1452 to 3365 code for a protein of 637 amino acids. Gene Ontology annotation, molecular function: protein binding. The transcript has 4 exons.
CUGUUUUCUUCUCAGAGACACAUAGAAAGGAGAACAGAGUUCAAAAAGAGAGAGAGCUGUGAUGUGGGGCAGAUGCUGUCAGCCGGACAUUACUACUGACAGAAAGGGGUGGGCGUUCCUUUCUCUUUUCUGUCUUGCGUUUGCAGUGCAGGAAUCUCUCAGCUGCGUGUGGGAUUGCAUCGGGAGGCGCUGCAAAUGACAAAAGAUGGGAUCUUUUGGUCUACGGCGUGGACUAAACGGCAAGCGAGUGUCCGUUCCGUCUCCAGCUUUCUCUAACUUUGUUUUCUUCCAAAUCUUGUCCCCUGCCACUCCUGGCUGCAAGCAAAGCUUCUUGGCAAAUCGCUGUAAAAAAAAAGCUUCUUGGCAAUGCUGCUUCUUCUGCAGUCCCAAAGAGCUGGUUGCUAAUUUGAGCCAACUAUUUCUGCUACUGGUUCGUCGAAAACCUGGUCAGAGAGGGCAGGUGCUCUUCGCCUGGCCCUGGCCCCAGGGUGUAUCUCCAUCGGAGGCCUCUUUCGGAAGUCAGACUUUUCUUUCUGACUUCUCUUCCUCCGAAACAAAAAGGAAAAGUUUGCGUUCUGAAAUGACAUUUCUUUCUUUCUAAUGAGUUUGGGGAGCUAGAGAUGCUCUGAGAAAAGAGAAGAACAGUCUGAUCCCUGUAGCAUCCAUUCGAAAUCCCCCAGGUUUGUUUAAGCUAGGAGAGUCUAAUCACCUUGUGUGCCUGGUCCUACCUUUUGGCUUUUGGCAAAGUUCCGACAAUCAUCAUCACGUGUACAAGACCGAAAUUCGGGGGUAUAGAACGGGUAUGAAAUGAUGAAAAAAAAAAGACAGAGAGUAUCAAAUGAUGCACACACACAUGUGACUGAUUUGAUCACACCUUCAGGGUAGAUAAUCCUUCGGAUCUGUACUGUAGUACCAGUGCACUGGACGCUAGUAGUAAGGCUUAACAUCAGGGUCCCCCACACUUAAAUUGCCCACUCCAUCGAAAUCAAGAGAGCAAGGAUAUCUCAGUAUCUCGCUCACUCUCAUCAGUCGUCAGUGCACUGAGCCCCAGACUCUCGGCAGACCCGCUCCACUCCAUCCAUACUCCAUGACCAUGAUGCACCUCCAGACAAAUCUCACUGCCCUCCUUGUCCCCAGCUGAGCUGCAGUGGCCGGCCGCCGACGGUUUCCUUCUAGCUUCUCGAUUUUCUUGGACUCUCCGUUCCUUUCUCAUUGUUGCCUUUCCUCCUCCUCCGCCUGGCACACAAAGCUGUGACCUGUCCUUGCGCCCCCUUCCUUCUCCAUUGUUGCUCAACUCAAACAACAACUCCCCAUUGCCCCCCAAAUCCCGAGAAUCUUUCCUGACCUUCGGCCGCUUCACGCAUUUCACGCGGCCGCACUCGCUCGGGGCAGGAUUUGGAUUGGAGCCGGUGAAGUCAGAUCCGUUACGAUCCGUUCCUUUCUCUCCCAGGAUGGGUUCCGUGAAGCUGGGCUCCAACUCCAACUCCAAGCCGGACGCGUUCACCAGGCGAGGCCAAGCAUGGUUCUGUACAACCGGACUUCCCAGCGACAUUAUUGUUGAGGUUGGGGACAUGUCUUUCCACCUUCAUAAGUUCCCUCUGCUUUCAAAGAGUGACAUCCUGGGAAGGCUGAUUGAGGAGAGUCCAGACCAAGAUGAAUGUAUCAUCAAAUUAUCCGACAUCCCCGGGGGUGCAAAAUCAUUCGAGUUAGUGGCAAGGUUCUGUUAUGGUGUGAAGGUAGAACUCUCCCCAGCAAAUGUUGUCCACCUUAGAUGCGCCGCUGAAUAUCUCCAGAUGACAGAAGAAACAGCCGAGGAUAACCUCAUCAAUCAGACAGAAACGUUCUUUAACCAAGUAGUCCUCCGCAGCUGGAAAGAUUCCCUUGAAGCACUUAAGGCAUGCGAUGCCCUUCUCCCUCAUGCCGAAAACCUUCACAUUGCAAAGAGAUGUGUUGAAUCGCUAGCUGCCAAGGCUAGCAUUGAUCCAGAUCUCUUUGGCUGGCCAGUCUCAGAACACGGUGUGAUGCAUAUCCCUGGGGGCAGUAUAUUGUGGAAUGGUAUAAGCACGGGCGCGAAGCUCGGGAACUGCAGCUCAGAUUGGUGGUAUGAUGAUGCUUCAUCCUUGAGCUUCCCUACAUACAAGAGGCUUAUUUCCACUAUGGAGUCGAGAGGCACCAAAGAGGAGAUCAUUGCGGGUUCACUCACAUACUACGCCAGGAAGUGCCUCCCAGGAUUGAAUAGGCGUCAAAGUACGGGACUGGUGCCCCUGACUACUGCUGCUAGCCUAUCCGAAGAAGAACAAAGGCAUUUGCUUGAGGACAUUGACGGGAUGCUGCCUCUUCAGAGAGGUCUAGUAUCGACAAAUGUUUUGUUGUGGCUGCUUCGAACUUCCAUGAUUCUGAAAGUGAACCGAGCUUGCAUUUCCAACUUGGAGAAAAGGGUUGGCAUGCAAUUGGAUAAAGCCACAUUGGAGGAUCUACUGCUGCCGAAUUUCUCAUACACCAUGGACACACUAUACAAUGUUGAAUGUGUGCGCAGGAUCCUUGAUCACUUCUUGGCAAUGGAACAGUCGAUGGGCGGUGGCUCACCAUGCUUGGAUGAUGUGAUGGAUUCUCCUUCAUUGGCACCGAUCACCGCUGUUGCUAAGCUCAUCGAUGGCUACCUUGCAGAGAUUGCACCAGAUAUCAAUCUGAGGCCACCGAAAUUCCAGUCUCUUGCAGCUGCUUUGCCUGAAUAUGCUCGGCCGCUGGAUGAUGGUCUUUACCGUGCCAUUGAUGUAUAUUUAAAGGCGCAUUCUUGUCUACCGGAAUCAGAGCGUGAGCAGCUCUGCCGGCUGAUCGACUGCCAGAAGCUCUCCCUGGAGGCGUGCACCCACGCCGCACAGAACGAGCGCCUGCCGCUGCGUGUGGUGGUGCAGGUCCUCUUCUUCGAGCAGCUCCAGCUGAGGACAUCCAUCGCCGGGUGUCUUAUGGUCUCUGACAACCUGGAAGGAUCGUCACUUCCCCUGCGCUGCAGCGGCGCCACCACAACGUCCGGCGAAGCCGGUGCAGGCUGGGUCACUGGGGCGGCAGUGAGGGAGAACCAGGCUCUCAGGGCCGGCAUGGAUAGCAUGCGUCAGCGGCUGGCGGAGCUCGAGAGGGAGUGCUCCGGCAUGCGGCAGGACAUUCGGAAGCUCGGCUGCGCCGCGCCUGGGAAGGAUGGGUGGGCAGCACGGGUGCAGAGGAUGUUCAACCUGAAGAUGAAGCUCCAGAUGUGCAGCACCGAAGAAGGGAAGAUGAGCGAGCGGCACAGGAGCGUGAGCGCCAAGCUGGAGAAGCUGCAAGCCAAGGUGGCCAAGCACAAGGAACACCUCUCCAUUGACGCCUGAACCCCCCCCCCCCCCCCCCCCCCGAGCCCCCCCCCCGAGAAGGACGGCUAACCACCCGGCCUCUGCAUCGCACACAACUGCUUCGUGUUUCUCUUGCAGAGCUGAAUGUGCAGUAGCUGUCACUGAUAACUUUCGAACCCUUUGUGAUGUUUUUGGUGGUCUGGUGCGACCGAUGAUGCACCAUGCCGAACGCAGGAGUUUCGCGGGAAACAGCUUAAUUUCCGCCCGGAUCUGGAAAACAAAAGACGACCGAUUCAACCGAUUCGAGAAGGCUUUUGGCCUGUGAUGAUUUAUUGUAACUUGUUUGAGGGCUAAAAUUGCAGUGCUGCAGUUGGAUUCUUCAGGUAGCGUUGUGACUGCUUAACCCCCUUUUGUUUGUGUUUUGUGGUUCUGUAUAAUGUAAUCUCAGAGGAAUCCUGUUAUGAUGUAGCCAAGAAAUAGGGGACUGGCUGAACUUAGAAGCAGUGAGCAGUUGUGAUUCCGAAUGGUU